Molecule: messenger RNA, 1548 nt
Organism: Anopheles moucheti
Lineage: Eukaryota; Metazoa; Arthropoda; Insecta; Diptera; Culicidae
Product: T-box transcription factor TBX6-like
Exons: 5
Coding region: 1-1548 (515 amino acids)
Biological process (GO): cell fate specification; regulation of transcription by RNA polymerase II; positive regulation of DNA-templated transcription
Cellular component (GO): nucleus
Molecular function (GO): RNA polymerase II cis-regulatory region sequence-specific DNA binding; DNA-binding transcription factor activity, RNA polymerase II-specific
Source: RefSeq, a predicted model, not a curated record
AUGACGGAUUUGAUCGAUUUACGCAUGCAUCAACACAUUGCACACGAAAUCUACCGUCAGCAAAUGUUGCAACGGAUACCAGAUCCGUUCCCAACGAUGCUGCCGGUUCCGGUACCACCGAUGCAUGCGAUGGCACUGCCACCUCGCUACUCGCUACCGGGUGUGGAGCUGAAGCUGCAAAACAAGGAGCUUUGGCGAGAAUUUCACAAGAUCGGUACCGAGAUGAUCAUCACCAAAAGUGGACGCCGAAUGUUUCCCUCGAUGCGGCUCACGGUGGAUGGACUCGACGCGGACACAAAUUAUUGCGUGCUGCUGGAAAUGAUGCCCAUUAGCGACUGUCGGUUCAAGUUCAGCGGGUCCCAGUGGGUACCGGCGGGCGGUGCCGAACCCCAGAGUCCCCAGCGCUUCUGCCUUCAUCCGGACAGCCCGGCGCUCGGUACGCACUGGGCCUCGCAGCCGAUCGUCUUCAACAAGGUGAAGCUCACCAACAACACGCUCGACAACAAUGGUCACGUCGUACUAACCAGCAUGCACAAGUACCAGCCGAGGAUACACAUCAUCCGUACGUCGGAUCCCUCCCAGAUUCCUUGGGCUGCCCAGCAAGCGUUCGUUUUCCCGGAAACCGAGUUCGUUGCCGUCACGGCGUAUCAGAACGAUCGCAUCACGAAGCUAAAGAUCGAUAACAACCCGUUCGCCAAAGGGUUCCGUGAGACGGGCCAGUCGCGCUGCAAGCGAAAGAUGGGAUGCAACGCUUCGACCUCAUCCUCGUCCUCCUCAUCGUCCUCGUCCGGUGCGGGCCACGGUGGGGUGGGCGGAGGUAGCGGCGACGGUGGACCGGACGGUGGUGGACAGUUGACAGACGACGAGGAUCGCCACGACCUGCACGACCUGAUCAAGCGGCCGAGAUCAAACGGUUCACCGGCUUCCGACUGUACCGUGCACGAGGGUGGACCACCGAUGCAUCAUCCCCGUCUGCAUCAGUCGGCGCUGCGCCCAUUCCCAGCCUCGCCCGAGCUGCUGAUGCGCCAGUACAAUCAGAUGUUUAACCCGAGCUGGAUGGAUCUGAUGUUGCCAUACUUUGCCCGCCAUCAUCACCCGUACCAUCAACCGCAUCCACAUCCACACCAGACGCCACAUCACCAGCAUCACCAUCAUCAUCAUCCCCCGGGACCGUUCGGUGGGGCGUUGGCGCAUCCGGGGAUGGUAACCGCCACCGGCAGCAGCCAGGUCGCCGCUCCGAUCGUUUCACCCGCCCACUCCAACCCGGACUCAACCGAUCUCGAUCGUUCGUCGGCCUUUAGUGUGCGGACGCCUCAGACCAGUGGCAGCGAUUACGAAGCGAGUGAGCGGGUAUGCCCCCAACCGGACAGUCCGGAUGGGUCACCGAAACCGACGGUUUUGCGACCGUCCGCUAUCCGACCGACGGGGUCGAGUCCUGCCACUCCUACCGAAGCACCGCAUCAGCUCGGAGCCGUCGACCCAACAGAUCCCAAUGGUGAUGGAGAUCGCAAGAUUAACUUCAGCAUCGCUUCGAUUUUGCUCCUCUAG